AUGAAGACUCGAACACACUAUGCAACACUUGGGCUGGCCCCAAACGCAACACCGGAAGUCAUAAGUGCAGCGUACAAAGCCCUGGUGCUGAAGUACUUCGAUGAGCUCCCGGAGAUGGCCGGUGCUGAGGGCGUUGCGCGUGCUGCUGUGCUUGAUGAAAUUCAUGAAGCAUUUAAUGUCUUAGACGACCAGAGCCAGAAAGCUGUCUACGACGCUGAGCAUGCAGGGAAGGAUGACGAGGUCAUCGACGAAGCGUCUGCCUUUCACCAUCUUCCUCACUCUACACAGGAAGACUGCACAACAGCACCUACGACAGAGGAGCAGAAGAACUCGAUGCGCGCUCGGGUACGUGAGCAAGUUAAAUACUGGCGAGUGCUGCGCGAGAAACGUCGCAAGGCUGAGGCACGUCUGAGUGUAAACGAGCUCAAGAGCCUGGUGGAGAUCUGGAAAGAAGCCGAGCUCGAGAACGCAGCCGACCCUGUGAUGAAGGCUCGAUGUGCCACCGCCACUUACGAAUACGUGGAUGAGCUGAACUCUCGUGAGCGAGAGCAUGAGGAGCGACCAGCAAAGGCUUCAGCACCCAGGCGGACAGAGAUGCCUACAACGCCAAUCGCGAAGAAACAUCGUCCGAAGACACCAUGUGCGCCCACAAAGUCAAUUGCUCCUGCACGCAUAUCGUCAUCGAUUAGAUCAGAUGUUGCUGCCCAAAAACCCCGUUUUGAUGCAUCGCCGACACCUGCACCGUCCUCUCGUGUAGGCGCGCGCGCCGCCGAGCUUGAACGGGCCGAAGAAAAGCGGGUCGAAGCAACCAAGGGUGGAGCCGAAGCCCGCAAGGAACGGAAGGCCCAGAUUGAGGCGGCCAAGCAAGCCGCACUUGAGAAAAAGGCGGCCGCUGCUCGUGCCUUCAAAGCGGACCUGAGAGCGGCAGCUGGCGAACGGGAUCGUGCGAAGGCUGAGCACAUCGCAAAAGCUCGAGCCAAGGUCCGCGGAGGACCAGUUGACAUCAAUGAUGCUACUGGUAAUUUUGUCGCUUCUGGAGAACAAGAGGGUAUGUUGUCGCAUGGGGUUGAUGCCUCCGAUGAGGGUAUGUCGGAAGACGUCAAGCUACAAGCGGACAAACGUUUCGAUGCAUGUGGCACCGAACACAGUGACCUCUGUUACUGA
Messenger RNA from Alternaria conjuncta, 1164 nucleotides. RefSeq lists its product as uncharacterized. NCBI's taxonomy places the organism in Eukaryota, Fungi, Ascomycota, Dothideomycetes, Pleosporales, Pleosporaceae. The transcript has a single exon. The coding region runs from base 1 to 1164 and encodes 387 amino acids. The record is from RefSeq and is a predicted model, not a curated record.